Rhopalosiphum maidis (corn leaf aphid) is the source of this 1995-nucleotide messenger RNA. Its product is annotated as zinc finger MYM-type protein 1-like. The record is from RefSeq and is a predicted model, not a curated record. The transcript has 4 exons. Lineage: Eukaryota; Metazoa; Arthropoda; Insecta; Hemiptera; Aphididae. The coding region runs from base 1 to 1995 and encodes 664 amino acids.
AUGUCGACACGAAGAGUGUAUGAAAGUGGUUUUGCUAAACGCAAGGCAAAAGAACAAAGAGCCGCCGGUUUGGAUUUAAUGAGAGGUUCAAUGACUAAAUUUCUUCGAAAAACAUCAGUUACUUCAGAAAAUGAAUCAAUUGUGAAGACAAAUGAAGAUGUAAUAGAUGAAGCUGAAGCAAGUGAAACGGUAAAUGACAUUAUUUUAUCACCUCAUAUUGAAAUGGAUCUAAAUAGUGAAUUUCCUUCAGAUCGUGGAAAGUUUCCAGAUGUCAUAAAUAAUUCUAAUUUAAAAAGACAGAUUAUUUCAUUUGGGCCUUGCAAAUCAAAUAUUAAAUUUCCACUAGAUUCUACACCGUGUCAAGAUAAUGAAAACAAAAGGUGUCGAAAAUUUUCUGUUGAAUAUUAUUUUAUAACAAAUUUAGCUGGCCAUAAAAUUCCCAGAUCUUGGCUUUGCUACUCAGUCAUACUUGAUAAAGCAUACUGCGAAUCUUGUUGGUUGUUUUCUGAUAGAACACAUCCUUAUUUUAAAUUAAACUGGAUAACAGGAAUAAAUGAUUGGCGACAUUUAUCGCAAAAAAUUAAUAAACAUGAGAUUUCUAUUCAGCACAUUGACGCUGUUAAAUUAUGCACAAUAUGGGUAAAAAAUCAAACAAUUUAUCACUCAAUAGAAGAUCAAAUAUCCCAAGAAGCUCAGAAAUUGAGAGAUAUUUUAACUAGGUUAAUUAAAAUAAUUUUAUUUUUAACAGCUGGUAAUACAGCCCUCCGUGGUAAUGAAGGGAAAUCAACUUCUACAAGUAUGAACGAAGGCAAUUUUAUCCGAUCAGUAAGACUAAUGGCUGAAUUUGAUCCACUAUUACAUAAUUUACUUUACACUGAAAAGACACAAAUUAAAUAUCUGAGUUGGAAAAUUCAAAAUGAACUAAUUGAAUUACUAUCAACAAACUUAAUUACUUUAAUUUGUGAGGAAAUCAGAUCUGCUCCAUGUUUCUCCAUAAUAGUUGAUUCAACACAAGAUAUCACGAAGAUUGAUCAAGUUAGCAUUAUUAUUAGAUAUGUAGUAAUUGAUUAUAGAGAACAAAAGUUAUAUUGUAAAGAGUCUUUUCUAGGAUUUUACCCCCUUCAUAAACAUGGUGCUGAAGAUCAUGUAAAUUUAAUAAUAUCUAUUUUAAAGAAUUAUAAUUUGGAUAUAAACAAAUGUAGGGGCCAAGGAUAUGAUGGUGCUUCAGUAAUGAGUGGUGGCUACACAGGGGUUCAAAAAAGAAUUUCUGAUAUAAUUCCAAAUGCAUCAUACGUGCAUUGUGCUGCACAUAAUUUGAAUCUUGUUUUUAAAAGUGCUCCUAGAUGGGCCUCUCUGGCGCUAGGUGAUGAUGUAGCAAAAACAGUCUUAAAAAAAGUAUGUACAACGAGGUGGGAAUCUCGACAUAACGCAGUUUUUGCUCUCAAGUAUCGUUACAGAGAUGUUUUAAAAUCUUUAACAAAUAUAAUGCUAACAAGUGACAAGAAAGAAGAAAUUAAUAGAGCUAAAGGUCUAAAAAAGAAGUUAGAAUCUUUUGAGUUUGUGCUAAUACUCACUAUAAUGGAACAAAUUUUAAGACCAUUUUAUGUGGUAUCUAAAAAACUACAAUCAAUUGAUUCUAACCUUCAUAAUGCUUGUGAGUGUUUACAAUCAGCUAUUGCAAUAAUUCAAAAUUUGAGAGAGAAGUAUGAAGAACUGGUUACUUCAGCAACAGAUUUGUGUAAUAGUUGGGGAAUAGCUGUGAAUAAUAAUCAACGGCGUCGAAUAUAUUCAAAAAAUUUUUUUGGUGAUUUAGAUGGAGACAAAAGACAAGAUAUAACCGAAGAAAACCUCAGAAUAAAAGUAUUUUUGCCUUUGAUUGAUACAGCUUUAGUUCAGCUAAAUAAUCGCUUUUUAGGUUUACAGAAAGUAGUUGAUAAAUUCAACUUUUUACAACCACAAAUCUUACGAGACAGAUAUUAUCUUUUAAAGAAGUGA